Molecule: messenger RNA, 1515 nt
Organism: Sycon ciliatum
Lineage: Eukaryota; Metazoa; Porifera; Calcarea; Leucosolenida; Sycettidae
Exons: 1
Coding region: 1-1515 (504 amino acids)
Source: RefSeq, a predicted model, not a curated record
AUGCCGUCGUCCUGCGCUGCGGACAGCUGUGCAAAUCGUGCUUCAGCAGACUGUCCUUACCGCUUUUUUAGAUUUCCAAAAUCAGAUCGAGAACGAUGUCAGAUGUGGAUAGCUUCAGUUUGCCAUCGUCGUCCAGUUGGCUGGUGGCCAUCCGAUGGUAUGCGCAUUUGCGGGAAGCAUUUUUUGACUGAAGAACCCUCCGACUCUCCACAUGACGUGGACUACAUCCCGACAAUUGUGGAUAGCAAGCCCAAAACUGAAGAGCGAGCUGUUCAAGCUGAUGCCAGAAAAAAGCGACAAUUCCGAAGGGAACAGAGGAAGGGAGAUCAGCCGGAUGAAGCUGCUGCUGCUUUUGCUGCUCAACCAGAGGAAUUACCUCAAUCUGAACCUGUCAGUGCUGAUAAAGGUCCUGUAAUUCAUGCCCCAUUGCCGGAGACCACUGAUGGGCUUGCGGCACGUAUCCGGCAUUUGGAGUUCCGUGUCCACCAAUUGGAGACACACGCUUGUGAGGUAACCAGUGAGCUGGACACCUACAGAGCAGCAGCCAGCCGCAAGCAGUCUAUCUCGGCACAUGACCUUGAAGGCAAGGAUAAACUGGUUCGUUUCAACACUGGUUUCCCUUCGUACGCCGCCUUCAUUUCCUUCUUCCAUUACCUGUCUGGGAAAGCUGGGCGCCUCCAUAUCUGGCGCGGUCAGAAAGAAGAAGCGCUUCGUUCCGCAACAGGUGUGACAGGUCGGCUAACGAUGCAGUAUGCUAGUAGGCAGCUGGAGUUAGUAGAUGAGUUUCUGGCUGUCAUGAUGCGGCUGAGGCUAGGAUUGCUGGUGGAAGAUGUUUGCUUCCGGUUCGGCAUUUCUGCCACCUACUUCUCGAAGAUCUUCACAACGUGGAUAGUGUUCUUGUCGAAGGAGUUGGCUUUACUCUUUCCCUGGCCAUCUGCUGAGCAGGUUCGCUUCCACACCCCACCACAAUUUGCAAAGUAUCCUAACACUAGAGUAAUAAUUGACUGCUUUGAACUAUUUAUUGAGCGUCCAUCUGCUCUCCGUGUGAACUGCCAGAUGUUCUCUCACUACAAGAACCACUCGACGUUCAAAGCUCUGAUUGGCAUCAGCCCUGGUGGCGUUGUCAUAUAUCUAUCCAAGUUGUUCACUGGACGUGCGUCAGACAAGUUCAUUGUGUCUCACAGUGGCUUUCUUGAUCUGAUCGAGCAUGGUGAUAAUGUAAUGGCGGACAAAGGCUUCGAAAUUCGGGAUCUUCUCCUGCCUAAACGUGCCACUCUCAACAUCCCACCAUUCCUGGGCCAACAACGAAGCCAGUUCACUGCCCAGGAAGUGGACGAUACACGCAGAAUUGCUGCCCUUCGUAUUCACGUUGAACGAGCAAUUGCCCGUCUUCGGUGUUUCCGGAUUUUACGCGGGACACUCCCCAUCACACUUGCCCCUAUUGCUAAUGACAUCGUCACAGUCUGCACUCUCGUCACAAAUUUUUCUGAUCCUCUGGUCGCAGAUGAGCACUGA